UUUUCAUGGCUACUGCUUGAACUGUGGGCCGUGGUUCAGAGGUAAAAUGUAGUAUAACUGCAUUCCAUUUUAUAUAACAAGAGGAAGGUGACAAGAAAAAUUAUUCUCACAAACAGUUGGAAAGCAGAGAAAUGGGAACCUACAGAGAGCUAAAACGUUUGUGUUUUCAUAAGUGAUUAGAAAUCCAUAUUGUGAGGUUUAAGGAUAUCUAAAUAAUGCCUGUAUACUAAUCUAGACUAGUCAUGACUAGUCAUUCCAGCAGUAAAAUGAAUGAAGACGUCGGCCCUGCUGUUGAACUGGAUAUUUUAAGCUUGAACAAGCCAAAUAAAUCUGCUCCACCGGGACCAAGUCAUGUGUCUCUGGGAAAUGAAUCUUUGCCUUCUCAACACCGGUUGAUUAAUCGUGAGGACUCUGAGUUCUCUUUGCCCAGCGGUUUGUCAAUGAAAAGUGAGGAGUCGAAGGAUCUUAGAGUCAAAUUCAGCAGAGAACCAACCCGUACAGAACUGAAGCAGAUUCAAUGCAAGGACUCUGACUUUUCUUUGCCCAGUGGUUUGUCAGUGAAAAGUGAGAAGUCAGCGGAUUAUCUUAUCAACUUGAGCAGAGAACCAAUCCACACAGAACUGAAUAUGAACAAGCCAAAUGAGCCCACUAAAUCGAGUCAAGUGUCUCUCGGGAAUCAGUCUUCCCCGUCAUACUUUAAGAAGGAAAUCCCUGAACACAGGCUGAUCGGUCGUGAUCAGUCGAUGGAUUAUCCUAAAAACUUCAGCAAAGAACCACUCCCCACAGAACUGAAAAUUCAGCAGAAGGACUCAAGGUCAAAUGUUCUAAAUGAGGAUCUGACAUGUCAGCUUAAGAGGGUGUUGAGGAACAGGUGUCAGUGUAUAUUCGAGGGGAAUGAAGAGCACAGCAGCCCCUCUCUGCUUGAUAACAUCUAUACGGAGCUCUACAUCACUGAUGUUGGAAGCAGUGAGCACAGCGGUGAACACGAAAUCAGACAGAUCGAGAUGAUAUCUAAACAUCCAGCCUCAGUAGAUGCACCAAUAACAGCUAAUGAUAUCUUUAAAGCUUUCCCUGGAUCUACUAAACAAAUCCAAACUGUGCUAACCAAAGGAAUCGCUGGCAUUGGGAAAACAGUGUCCAUGCAAAAGUUCACACUGGACUGGGUUGAGGAGAAAGCCAACCAGGAUGUCCAGCUGAUAUUUCCACUUCCCUUUCGUGAAAUGAAUGGACUUAAAGAAAGAAAAGUUAGUCUGGUACACAUUCUUGAGCGCUUCUUCUAUUUAAAAAUAGAUGCAGAAGUGUUACGCUCAGAGAAAUACAAAAUAAUCUUCAUCUUGGAUGGACUUGAUGAAUGUCGGUUUCCUCUGGAUUUUCAAAACAACAGGAGUUGCUCCAGUAUGACAGAAUCUGCCUCAAUCGGUGUCCUACUGACAAACCUCAUCUGCAAGAACUUGCUUCCUUCUGCUUUGGUCUGGAUAACUUCACGACCAGCUGCAGCAGGUCAAAUACCAUCUGACUUCAUUGACAGGGUGACUGAGGUACGAGGUUUCAAUGACUCCCAAAAAGAAGAGUACUUCACCAAAAAAAUAAGCGAUCCAGACUUGUACUCCAGGAUAAUCUCACACUUGAAGUCUUCAAAGAUCCUUCACAUCAUGUGCCACAUCCCAGUGUUCUGUUGGAUAUCAGCUACAGUUCUUGAAAAGAUGUUUCAUGAUUCUGAGGAUAGUGAAAUUCCCAGGACCCUGACGCAAAUGUACACACACUUCCUAAUUUUCCAGAUCAAGCAAGGGAGUCACAAAUACGAUGGAAUUUCCAAAGAAGGUUUGAAGUGGGAUAACCAGACCACAUUGUUGCUUGGAAAGCUGGCAUUUAAACAACUUGAAAAAGGUAAUUUAUUGUUCUAUGAGGAAGAUUUGAAGGAAUGUGGCAUUGAACUCAACGUUGCAUCAGUGUAUUCUGGAGUUUGCACCCAAAUCUUCAAAGAAGAGGCGGGACUACAUCAGGAGAGGGUUUUCAGCUUUGUACACGCAAGUAUACAGGAGUUUUUGGCUGCAUUGUAUGCUUUCCUUGUGUUUGUCAACAAAAAGCGAAAUGUCCUCUGUCAGACGACAAACGCUAAAAUCAUAAGUACUUUAAAAAAACUAUCAAUGCAUGAAUUUCUGAAGUGUGCUGUGGAUAGGGCUUUAGAAAGUGACAAUGGACAUUUGGACCUUUUCCUUCGCUUCUUGUUGGGACUGUCACUUGAGUCCAACCAGACUCUUCUUCAGGGAUUGCUGACUGAGGUGCUGAGCGAUGAUGAAAGCAACAUGAAAACACUUCAAUACAUCAAAGAAAAAAUCAGGGACCACCCUUCAGCAGAGAAGGCAAUAAGUCUUUUCCAUUGCCUAAGUGAACUGAAAGAUAAUUCUCUGGUUGAGGAAGUGCAGGAGUUCAUAAAUUCACAGGGUUUUUGUGCUGGAAAGCUGUCUCCUUCACGCUUUUCUGCUUUGGCUUACAUACUGAUGACAUCUGAUCAAGAUCUAGAUGUUUUUGACUUGGCAAAAUUCAUUCAUCCGAGCAUGAGCUCGAAUGAGGGACUGUUGAGACUGCUGCCAGUAAUCAAAGCAUCCAGAUCAGUUCUAUUGAGGUGUUGUAAUGUGACAGAGAAAGGCUGUUCCGGACUAGCCUCUGUUCUUAGUUCAAGUCUCUCAUGUCUGAGAGAGCUGGAUUUGAGUUCUAACAAUCUUCAGGAUUCAGGAAUAAGCCAGCUUGCUGCCGGACUGGGAAAUCCUGAGUGUAAACUUGAGAGUCUGAGACUUUUCAAUUGUAGCAUUGGUGAAGAUGGCUGUGCCUCUUUGGCUUCGGCUUUGAGAUCAAACCCAUCUCACUUAAUUGAACUUGAUUUGACACACAACAAUCCACAUGAUACAAGUGUGAAAAUGCUUUCUGAUGUGCUGACAGAUACAAGCUGUAAACUGGAAACACUAAGGUUGAUGGGCUGUGAACUGACAAGAAAAAGCUGUGCUGCACUGGCCCAAGUGCUUCAGUCCUCCUCUACAAGCCUGAAACAUUUAGAUUUAAGUUUGAAUGACCUCCAGGAUUCAGGAGUGGAACUGCUCUGUGUUGGCCUAAAGAACCCUUCCUGCAAGCUCAAGAAAUUGAGUCUAUCUGACUGUAAAAUUACAGCCAACGGAUGUUCUGCAUUGUCAUCUGCUUUAAAGUCUAACCCAUCACACCUGAGAGAGCUGGAUCUCAGCAUUAAUAACCUCACAGACUCAGGAGUGACACGUCUGCUCCCUGUGUUUGAAGACCCACAUGUUUGUCUAGAGAAAUUAUGGCUGAAUAAUUGCAAUCUCACACAUGAAAGCUGUCAGGUGGUGGGUUAUGUAGAUACAUCCAAACACUCAGGUCUGAGAGAGCUGAACCUCAGUGCUAAUGACCUGCUUGACUCAGGUUUAAAGCAGCUUUCAGUGGGAGAAUGUCAUCUUCUAUCAGGACUGCAGUCACUAAGUGUAACAUACUGUGGGCUUACAGCACAGGGAUGUGCUGUUCUGGCAUCAGCUCUCAGCUCUAAACAAUCACAGCUAAAAGCACUGGAUAUAAGAGGAAAUGAACUGUCAGAUUCAGGAGUUAAACCACUGUCAGAUCUGCUGGAGGAUCCACACUGUGAAUUAGAAGAACUGGAAUUCAUGGAUGGAAUAAUUCCGAUGACUACGAAUGUCUCCCACAAACAGGAUGUUCUACCUGUUCUACCAACAAAAUCAACGAAACAAAAAUCAAAAAACACAUGCGUGUGCUUUUAAGAAAAUAAGUGACUGUGUUAUUAGUUUAUUUAGUGUUUUCAGUGAGUUGAACAAGUUUGUUCCCAGCUGUUUCACACCAAACCAGUCAAACAGACCUGAAAGAGAGCUAUAUAUUAGCUCUAUAUACACCAUUGUAAGUGUGACAUCAGGUGUCAGUGUCAUUCAUCAUCUGAAUUAUUCAAACCAACAAAGAAAGGACAUCAUGGAAAAUGCUACUAGAAAAACUGUAUGGAACAUUGGUAUGGAAAAUGCACCAUGUGCGUGACAUGGCAUCACUGAUACUGGAUGCAUCACACAUAGCUGUGCUUAAGCAGGAACAAAAUGUCAUUAGAUGGUUGGAGUUUAGGUUCAAAGGAAACUAUGAGGACUAGCAGGUUUGAUGGGUUAGCUGCAGGUACAGAUGUUUUAAGACGUGUUACGUGAAUGUAGAUCCACAUCAGCUGCAUCUUAAAGACUUUUCUUUUAAACAAACAUAUUUUUGCAUGAAUAAUUUUUGUACAUUUUGUAGUACAUAUGUUGUAUAUAGUCAGUUUUAUAGUAGAAAUUAUUGUAGUUGAAAUGUAGAAUUUAUUUAGAAUUUUUGUGACAGCUGCUAAAUAUGUUGACUUGGCAAAGUGUGAAUAUUUAUAUAGUAUUUACUGUAAAAUACUACCUCUUCUGAGAUCCUAAACGUCUGACUCUAUGAUUUAUUUAUCCAUAUGUCCGUCCGGUAACCACCUAACAACCACCCACAAUACCCUAGCAAUCGCCUAGCAAAGUUGUAAGGACAAGGAUAAACUUUUUUUGGUACUUUUUGCGGAAAUAAGUUUACUUCUAUUUACUACUAUUUGCAACACGAUAAGAGUGUACUGUUGAAAGUACUGUUAAACAGUUAUAGUAA
Messenger RNA from Megalobrama amblycephala (Wuchang bream), 4662 nucleotides. Its product is annotated as NACHT, LRR and PYD domains-containing protein 12-like. The record is from RefSeq and is a predicted model, not a curated record. Gene Ontology annotation, molecular function: protein binding. Lineage: Eukaryota; Metazoa; Chordata; Actinopteri; Cypriniformes; Xenocyprididae.